Messenger RNA from Clupea harengus (Atlantic herring), 1939 nucleotides. It is a transcript of the gene p2rx3a, whose product is annotated as purinergic receptor P2X, ligand-gated ion channel, 3a. Lineage: Eukaryota; Metazoa; Chordata; Actinopteri; Clupeiformes; Clupeidae. The record is from RefSeq and is a predicted model, not a curated record. Gene Ontology annotation, molecular function: extracellularly ATP-gated monoatomic cation channel activity; ATP binding; purinergic nucleotide receptor activity. Gene Ontology annotation, biological process: response to ATP; calcium ion transmembrane transport. Gene Ontology annotation, cellular component: plasma membrane.
AUGACUUCACUGGAGUGGCUGCCUGCUGCCUGCUGCCCAAGAGGAAGAAUGUUGGGCUUCAUCACGGACUUCUUCACCUAUGAGACGACCAAGUCCGUGGUGGUGAAGAGUUGGCUGGUCGGCUCCAUCAACCGCUUCGUGCAGCUCCUCAUCAUCAUCUACUUUGUCGGUUGGGUGUUUCUGCAUGAAAGGUCCUAUCAAACUAAAAGCACCGGGAUAGAGUCAGCAGUCAUGACCAAAGUCAAGGGCUUCGGUCGCUAUAACAACCAGGUCAUGGACGUGGCCGACUAUGUGGUUCCUCAACAGGGUACCUCAGUAUUCUGCAUCAUUACCAGAUUGAUCGUGACAAUAAACCAAACACAAGGAGUUUGUCCACAGUAUGGCAGGAGGUACGUGUGCACCCAGAAUUCUGACUGUGACAAACACCUGGGAUCAAACCUGGCCAAUGGUAUUUUUACUGGAAACUGUUUGACAGGCUAUUGUGAGAUUGAAGGCUGGUGCCCUACAGAAAAUGACACGGUCCAGACGGAGUACAUGGAGGAGGUGGAGAACUUCACCAUUUUCAUAAAGAAUAGUGUUCGCUUUGCCCACUUUGAUAUCACCAGGGGGAACUUCCCAGCUGAUAUUGACAUCAAGUGUAUUUAUCAUCCUGUUGACCACCCUUACUGUCCAGUCUUCAGGGUGAGAGACAUCCUUACACAUGCAAACGAGAGCUUUAGCACCAUUGCUCGACAGGGCGGGCAAAUUGGUAUUCAUAUCCGCUGGAUGUGUGACUUCGACCAGGCUCUGGAUCGCUGUAAGCCUUCAUACUCCUUCACAAGACUGGACGACGUGUUUGAGAAUAACACUAUUUCCAAAGGUUACAACUUCAGGUUUGCAAAGUACUACAAGACUCCAGACGAAGAGGACUAUCGCACGCUCCACAAGGCCUUUGGCAUCCAUUUUGAUGUCAUGGUUUCUGGCCAUGCUGGAAAGUUUGAUGUAAUCCCAACACUUAUUAACAUCGUGGCAGCUUGCACCUCAGUGGGACUGGCAACUGUCCUCUGUGAUAUCAUUCUUCUGAACUUUUUAAGAGGGGCAGAUCAGUACAAGGCAAAGAAGUUUGAGGAGGUCUCUGAGGUUGACAUUCAUGCGGAGAGCCGAAGUCAAAGUCUUCUAACUCUCAAGAAUGAGGGAAAGAUCUCUGAAGAUUCUGAAACCGUUGCUAACGGUCAGCAGCUUUGAGUGACACGCCACUGAAACACCUCGACCUAUGACCCCGACCUAUGACCUCGACCUGUGACCUCGACCUAUGACCUUGACAUAGCCUUUUCUCCCACACUGUCUUUCUCUUUGUCAGAAAGAAACAAAUAACCUGCAUGCCUCUCCCUUUAUGGCAAGGUAUAUUUAUAUAUACUAUUUAAUGUCAAAAUCAACACAAAGCCUUUUCUGUUCUGUUCAUCUAUGUCUUCUUUAAACAUAUCAGCAAUCCUUUUUUGACACACUGAUCAGCCACCACUGAAGAUGCUAAAUAUCUUGCUUAAAGAUUUAGCUCAAUCUUUACGAUACAUGUACAAUCUAUUGUGAGAUGUUUAUCCUACCAAUUGAGGACAGUUUACAGGGUAUAUCAAAAGAUAUUUAAAGCACACACAUACAUACCGAUUCUCUUUUCCUAACUAACAGCUUUUAGCUCUAAGUUUUAAGACACAUUAAACAUUGAGCUAACCAAAUGUAUUGCAGAGCUAUCACCUCGUAGCGAGAGCAAUGUGUGCUUUGAUCAUCCUCAACCUAAACCCGUGUGACUGUCAUUUCCUUUGGCAUAUGAACAGAAGAUAAAGGAUUAACAACAUUGCCUACAUGCAUUGGUUUGAUAUAUUCACCUGUAUACAGUCAUUUUUAGAAGCUAUACAUAAACAAAUAAACUGAUCACCUACACCUUGUGUGUGUGUGUGUGUGUGUG